AGAAGGAUUCCCAUUAAUUUCUUUCAAUAACAACGGCAAUGGCGAAUCAACUUAAUCGUCUCUCCAAUCUCCGCGCCAUAGCUCCCACUAAAUCCGCCAUCUUCAGUUCCUUCUGUACCGAUUCAGUUCAACUCCAAUCGGGGAGCAACAAUGAGGCCGAUAAUCUACAAGAGAAAAAUCGCCAGGAUCAAGUCCGGAAGCUCAGCACUCUUCUCCGGAAGAAACGAUUUAAAUCUGCCAGAACUACAAUGGUUUCCCUUGUACUCCCUGGGUCUCCAUUUUCUUCCCCCGCUGAUCUUAUCUCUGUCUUCUCUCAAUCAUUUCCAUCGCCGAAACCCAUUUUCACAGACAUGCUUCUAUCUAUCUGUGCCGAAUUGAAGUUGCCGGAUGAAGCAACAGAGGUGUAUAAUUCAAUCAGGAAAGAAGGUAAUUUCCCUUGUUCAUCUGCAUUCAAGCUUUUCCUUGAAUCUCUCGUGUCUUCAGGUCAUUAUAACAGAACCAUCGAUAUAUUCUGGGAAGUUAUCAAUUCGGGUUUUCGAGUCGACAGAUUCGCUUACAGUAAGGCAAUCGAAUCGGCAGUGAAACUAGGCGACUUGACAAAAGCAAUGAACUUGCUGAAUUACAUGAAAAGACAUGGGGUUAGUCCUAAUGCAUUCAUCUACAACGUUUUGAUUAAUGGUUUUUGUAAAGAGAAAAGAACAGAAGAUGCACGAAAGCUGUUCGAUGAAAUGAUUGAAACAAAAGUGACUGCAACAAUGUUUACUUACAGCACUCUUAUAGCUGGUUAUUGCAAAGUAUUUGACAUGGAGAAUGCACUCGAGAUUCAAAGAAGGAUGAAGGGAGAGAACAUGGAGUCUAACCUCGUCACUUUCAAUACCUUGAUCGAUGGUUAUGGAAGAAUUUGCCAAUUCGAGAAUUGUUUCGAAAUCCUUAACGAAAUGGAAAACAAGGGCAUAGUUCCAAAUGAAAUAACUUAUGGUUCUUUAGUAUAUAAUUUAUGCAAAGAUGGUAGACUUUGUGAAGCUGAAUUGAUAAUGAGAGAUAUGGAAAAUAGGAAGAUUAUCCCCAAUGCACAAAUAUACAACAGCUUAAUAAUGGCGAACAUUGAAGAGAGAAAAAUGGAAGAUGCAAAGAGAAUUGUUGAGGAAAUGAAAGGAAGAGGACUGUUGCCUAAUGAGGAUACUUACUGUAUUCUGAUAAAGGGUCAUUGUGGGGUAAAGGAUUUUGUGGGUGCUUAUGGUUGGUAUAGAGAAUUGAUUCAGAAUGGUUUGGUUUUGAAUAUGGCUGUCUGCAAUGAGCUUAUUUGUGGUCUUAGAGAAGAAGGAAUGGAAUCGGAAAUACUAAGUAUUCGCGAUUACAUGAACAAGCAAACACAAUGCAGGAGGAGCAAGUUUUCAAAAGUGAUUGAACGUGGACGCGGGUCUAUCCGUUCAUGUAGUAACCAUAAACAUAGGCCUAUUAGUUUUUUCAUAUAGCCAGACUUUAUGGUAUGGUUGUAGUCCCAAUUGUACAUUUUUUGGGUUGGGUUAAUAAUGAAUGAUUAAAUUAAAUGAUGUAUGGUUGUGGUUGUGGUUGUGGUUGUGGUUGUGGUUGUGGUUGUGGUUGUGGUUGUGGUUGUGGUUGUGGUUGUGGUUGUGGUUGUGGUUGUGGUUGUGGUUGUGGUUGUGGU
Molecule: messenger RNA, 1669 nt
Organism: Impatiens glandulifera
Lineage: Eukaryota; Viridiplantae; Streptophyta; Magnoliopsida; Ericales; Balsaminaceae
Product: pentatricopeptide repeat-containing protein At5g12100, mitochondrial-like
Exons: 2
Coding region: 39-1475 (478 amino acids)
Molecular function (GO): protein binding
Source: RefSeq, a predicted model, not a curated record